CAGAAAGCCCAAGAAAUGUAUGACAAAGACAACCCAGAAGGUCCCAAGUGGGUGUAUGAUAAAAAUGGCAAGAAUAUCUAUUGUAGCAAAAAAAUUCCUGGUUUUGAGUCAGGUCGACAAUACACAGUACAGUUUAGGACAGAUAAUGGCAAAGAAAAAACGUUUAUUGUUGAUAUUAAAUGGGUUGCUUAUUGUAGCCUUUAUGAACUAAACGAAGCACUUGAAGGCCGACGUACUGAAAUACCUUAUCAUACUUUACAAGCUAUAGAAGUUGCUAUACAACAAAUGCCAAAAAUGAGAACAAUACAAGUUCGUUCUUCAUUUUUUGACAAUCCAAGUGGUGGUGAAAAAGAUCUUGGAGGAGGUAUACAAGCCUGGAAUGGUACAUUUCUCAGUAUUCGACCAACUCAGUGGAAAAUGAUGUUAAAUGUUGAUUUAAGUUCAACUGGUUUUUACAAACCUCAAACUGUUAUCGACUUCAUGUGUGACUUUCUUGAUUUAAGAAACUUACCUAGAUCGUUAGAUGCGAGGCAAAGAAUGAAAUUUGCAAAGGAGAUUAAGGCCAUCAAAGUGGAAACAACUCACAUGAAAAGAAAGCAAAAGGCAGGUGGUCUCACCGACAGAUCAGCCAGAGAAGAGACAUUUCACUGUGAUGGUCGCAAAGUCACUGUGCUUGAUUAUUUUAAAAACACAUAUAACAUAAGUUUGAAACACCCAGAUCUUCCAUGUGUAAAAGUUGGUCAAAAAGGAAAUCUCAUUCCAAUGGAACUUUGCCAUGUAGUCAGUGGUCAAAAGAAACAGGGAAGGCUCACUGGACGGCAAACACAACAGAUGAUUCGUAGCACAACUAUUCCAGCACCAGACAGAAUGCAAAAAAUCAUGGAAUUGAUUAGAAAACUUCGAUUUGAGCAAGAUCCUUAUUUACAUGACUUUGGUUUCAGCAUAGGUAAUGAACUUAUUGGUAUACAAGGUCGAGUCCUAGAUCCUCCUUCCAUGAUGUUUGGCCCUAUUAAUCGACCGAGCCAAGAGUUGCGUAAAGAUGGUGCAUGGAAGAUUACAAAGAAAAUGCUCGACCCUAAGGAAUUAAGGGAAUGGGCACUGAUUUCUUACAAGAAAAGACAACCAGGUCGUGGAAGAGGUCCUGACCAUUUAGACAACCAAGAUCCAUGUCAUGUGUCACUGGAAACUGACUUAAAUGGGACUGACAAGUUGUUUGGUCGCCUGAAAGCUUGGUAUCGCAAGCUGCAGUUGAUAGUUGUUGUCUUACCAGUGGAUGGAGAUGAUUUCUACGAAGAAGUGAAGCAUUGUGGUGAUGUUGUCCAUGGAAUCAUCACACAGUGUAUUAAAGUUGAGAAAGCUAGUAUUGAUUUCUCAGACUGGAGGAAUAGGGAAACGUUGGUUAAUUUGUGGCUUAAAAUGAAUGCCAAACUUGGUGGGACAACGUGUGCUUUGGAUAAGGCCAUGAAAUCUCCAAUUUUGAAACGACCUGUGAUCAUUUUUGGUGCUGACGUGACCCAUCCAGGUGCUGGGAACAGAUCAAGUCCCUCAAUUGCUGCUGUUGUAGCCAGUAAAGACUCAUACCCAACCCUCUACAAUGCUGAGGUUCGUGUCCAAAAACACAGACAGGAAAUGAUUGAGGAUCUGAAAGAAAUGACAAAGGAAUUGUUGAAAAAGUUUAGACAAUCUACGAAAGCCAUUCCUGAAAAGAUUUUAUUUUAUCGAGAUGGUGUUAGCAGGGGUCAAUUUCAAGAUGUCUUGAUUAAGGAGUUAUCAGCCAUCCAAAGAGCUUGUCUUGAACUUCAACCAGGCUGGACACCUGCCAUAACCUUUAUUGUGGUCCAAAAAAGACAUCAUGCCAAAUUCUUUGCAACAGAUCCUAAAGAUCAAAAAGGCAAAAGUAGAAAUAUUCCAGCAGGUACAGUCGUUGAUACACAGAUAUGUCAUCCGUACGAGUUUAAUUUCUACCUGUGUAGUCAUACUGGUAUCCAAGGCACAAGUAAACCAGCUCUUUAUCAUGUACUGUACGAUGACAGUAACUUCACCUCAGAUGACUUACAGAUUCUUACCAAUCAAUUGUGUUAUACAUACGUACGUUGUACCAGGUCCGUGUCUAUUCCUGCGCCUGCGUAUUAUGCCCAUCAUGUUGCAUUCAGAGCAAGACAUCAUCUCAAGAUGGACAGUGCUAUUGAAGGCAAUACCAUUUCCAAUGACGAAUCUAAGGUUACAACAGAACAAAGAAAUCUUGUCAAGGUCCAUCCACAUGUUAACUGUUCUAUGUACUUUGCUUAAAGUUACAUUAUAUUCUUACCUUCUGAUGGGGUUAAUCCUUAAGAAUGAUUUAUUCAGGAUUAAUUUUAAACAAAAUCUGUUGAUUUGCUUCCAUUUUAGUUGUACUGCUAGUUUAGUAUGGCAAGCUUGUUUAAAAAGGACUUUUAUUUAUAAUCAAUAUCAAAGUAUAUUUUAUAGUAAAUUAUGUGAGUUUUUUUAGCAAAUAUUGAUAAAAUUAUACUCUAUCAUUUCUUCAACUGCUUGGUGAGUCCAAAACAGCCUCAUCCUACUAAAGAAAUUUUAAGUAGUAUAAUUUUGUGUGUUUAUGUUUG
This is a messenger RNA of Xenia sp. Carnegie-2017, 2600 nucleotides long. Its product is annotated as protein argonaute-2-like. The record is from RefSeq and is a predicted model, not a curated record. Bases 16 to 2289 code for a protein of 757 amino acids. The transcript is spliced from 4 exons. Gene Ontology annotation, molecular function: protein binding; RNA binding. Lineage: Eukaryota; Metazoa; Cnidaria; Anthozoa; Malacalcyonacea; Xeniidae.